This is a messenger RNA of Phragmites australis (common reed), 943 nucleotides long. RefSeq names its product nucleolar protein 16-like. The record is from RefSeq and is a predicted model, not a curated record. Gene Ontology annotation, biological process: ribosomal large subunit biogenesis. Bases 110 to 679 code for a protein of 189 amino acids. Gene Ontology annotation, cellular component: nucleolus. The transcript is spliced from 3 exons. Lineage: Eukaryota; Viridiplantae; Streptophyta; Magnoliopsida; Poales; Poaceae.
GGAAAGGGGCGGGCCUCUCUUCAAGUCUCUUCUUCGUCCUCCAUCUCCGUCUCUUCCCCCAAAACCCCAGCCCCCUUGAAACCCUAGCUGCCGCCGCCUGUCAGCGCCGAUGGGGGGGUCGCGGCGCAAGUUCAAGCGCUCGCACGCCAAGGUCCGCGUGGGGCUCCCGCGCAGGAAGCCACGGGAGUUCAAGCCGGCCUUUGACCUUCCGGAGGCGCUCGCGGCCGCCGCCGGUGGCGGGCAGGGCUGGGACGCGGAGGGCAGCGUGGUGAAGAACUACGCGGCGUUCGGGGUGGUCGCCAACCCCAACCUCCUCGGCGCGCACUCCCGCGGCACCCCGCAGCUCGUCCAGAGCGCGCCGCUGCAGGCGCCCGACGUCGCCGCCGCGCGCGCCCCCGUCCCGGAGUUCGAACCCAUGGAUCCCGGCAGCGACCUCGAGUCCGACGAUCUGAAAUCUGCACUUGGGAAGAAAAGGAAGGAUGGGAAAUCUGCACCUUUGCAACCACUGACUAAAAUUCAACAUGUUUGCAUUGACAAAUUGAUAGAGAAGUAUGGUGAUGACUACAAGGCCAUGUUCAUGGAUACCAAGUUGAAUGCGAUGCAGCACUCAGUGGGUACGUUGAAGCAGCUCUGCGAAAGAUACCACGUUAGUGGGAAGAACUUCCUUUAUCCACUGUAGUAUCAUGCGGAUAUCUGUAGUUCAGUUUCACAGUGUAUGUUCCUCCGACUAAUGGAACAAGAACAAUUUUGUCUGUGAAGAUGGUACUUGCGGAUGACUUAGUGUAACAAUGAGCUUGUUUCCUGCUGGAGGACUAUAGUCAGAUGUUGGCAAUGCCAUGUGUCUUUGACAUCGAGUGGAAUUGUUAACUAAUCCAGAACUGUGCUGUACUUUUGCUUGGGAUCUUCUGUGACCUCAGGGUUUGACAAUUGUGAUUACACACUA